CGACAAAACCAACCAGGUAGAUUGUGUGAAAAAGCAUGACCCCAUGUGGGGUUGGUCCUGCUGUCCUUUUAAAGACAUGAAUGGGUCAGAUCAGCCGUGCGUUCAUUACCGAAAACGUUCGCCAUAUGAUAUAAUUCCCAUCGCGAACUACUUGUUGAACGAUUCGUCCGCGUCAAACUAUUUCAAGAUGGCGGACAUUGACGAUAUAACAGCUUUACUGAUAGACGAAUUUACAAAUGAUGACUUAUUUGAACAAGCCAUUCGUAAUCAGAACAUAAUUACUUAUGUUCCACUCACUAUUGCUGGUCUUUCUGAAUUAGCAGUGGAGAGAGAGGAUUCAGCAAGAAUUGAGGGGUAUGUGGAGGAAAUUAUUCCCCUGUAUUCAAGCAUUGACUUCAAGUCACACUUCCGUAUGAAUCGGAGCACCUUUGAGGAACUUUGCACAAAAAUGGCUCCAUUAAUGAUCAGAGAGAGGGCACUAACUGUAGAGAAAAAGCUUCUAGCAACACUGUGGAUCCUGGCAAAUCCAGAGAGUUAUAGAAGUGUUGCUGAUAGAUUUGGAGUGAGUAAAGGUACAUUACAUCUCAUAGUAAUAUCUUCUUGUCACUCUCUGACUGAGUUGAUGGAAGAAUUUAUCUAUUUUCCUACAACAAGAUCUGAGAUGGCAACCAUUGCAGACGGCUUCAAACAGCGUUGUGGAAUGCCAGGGGUUGUCGGAGCUGUAGAUGGGACUCAUAUCCCCAUACCAGCUCCUAGGUCUGUUCAUCGGGCAUCAUUUAUAAACAGAAAAGGCCACUCAAGUAUGAUUCUACAGCUUGUAUGUGACAGUAAGUUGAGGUUUUUAGAUGUAUAUACAGGGUGGCCUGGGUCAGUUCAUGAUGCCAGAGUAUUCAGAAAUAGCCCUAUAGCCUCCAGGAUUGAAGACUUACCAGACGAAUUUCAUCUUCUUGGUGAUUCAGCAUACCCUAUCAGCAAGGGUAUGAUGGUUCCAUUUCGGGAUAAUGGCCACCUAGACAAUGUUCAGAAGAAAUUCAAUUCAUGUCAUUCUUCUACAAGAGUAGAUGUGGAAAGAGCUAUAGGGCUUUUGAAGUGCAAAUUUAGACGACUGAAACAUCUCGAGAUGCAUCUUGAACAAGAAAUUCCAACAGUGAUUGUAAGUUGUUGUAUUUUACAUAACUUCAUUUUGAAGUUUGAGACUGUUGACUUUGAUGAAUUACUUUCUUCCGACAAUGAUACAGCAACAGACGUUCAGUUAGAUGGAGGACAACAGCAGGGAAGUAUAGCUGGAGAGGAUAAGAGAAUGGCCAUAGCCUUAUCACUGUAGUUUGCUUCUAGUAUAAUGGUACUUGUGUAUAUGCCUAAUGACAAAAUUGUUACUACCACGCAAACUUACAGGACAUUUAUUUGAUUAGCAUGUGACAAAAUACUGAAACAGUUUUCUUCAGAAUAAAAUUAGUGUUCUAGAUACUCUAGUCAGAAUGUUAAUUUACCACUGGUAUUUUUUGAGUACCGGCAUCAUGACUUUGUUUCAUUUGUAAUUUUUACCUGCUGAUAAAGUGGGGUGUGGUGGGUAAUUUAGCGAUGACAGUAAAACUUCUAGUUUAAGAAUGAAAAUAGAAAUGAUCAAUGUGAUACUUUAUAUAUGAGAUUGUUUGUACUUUUGUUUAUUAUUUCCAGGACAUGGGACAGGACAAGUUUGUAAGCAACUGCUUAAAUAUUUACAGGGGUAAAGGUUUUCUGGAUUGUGUCUUAUUUCAGGAUUUUCAGCCUCAGUCUGGACUGUUUUUAGCUCACCUGAGCACGAAGUGCUCAAAGGUGAGCUUUUGUCAUCACUCUGCGUCCGUCGUGCGUCGUGCGUCCUUCAAAAAAUGGCGUCAAACUUUUCAAACAACAUCUCCUCCUAAACUACAUGGCCAAUUGCAACCAAACUUUACAGAAAUGAUCCUUAGGUGGACCCCUUUCAAAGUUGUUCAAAAAUUUAAAUUCCAUUAAAAACUCUGGUUGCCAUGGCAACCAAUAAGAAAAACUUAAAAAAUCUUCU
Ruditapes philippinarum (Manila clam) is the source of this 2041-nucleotide messenger RNA. Its product is annotated as putative nuclease HARBI1. Bases 44 to 1324 code for a protein of 426 amino acids. NCBI's taxonomy places the organism in Eukaryota, Metazoa, Mollusca, Bivalvia, Venerida, Veneridae. The record is from RefSeq and is a predicted model, not a curated record. The transcript has 4 exons.